AUGCGCUCGAGUGACGAGGAAGAGCGUGUCGGCUCUCCUCCUGCUCAACCAGCCCCAGAAACCGGUCCCUUCGUUCUACGAUCUUUGCUCGAAGAUGUACCCCUCUCUGCUGAUGGAGAUGGGCACGACAUUCAGAUAACCUGCGUGGAGUUCUUGGACCAAAACCUCUACGUAGGUACGUCCGCGUCGGAGCUGCUUCAUUUUGUCCAAAUACCCCCCGACCCGGAUGAUGAAGCAGCACAGCCAUCGUACAUUCUGGCCUCUAGGCUACUGCCUGCCUACCAUGAACCAUCCAGUUCUACCAGACCCGGCAUACAACAAAUCCUGCUGUUACCACAAGUCAACAAGGCCUGUAUAUUAUGCAACUCCACCGUGACUUUCUACUCCCUGCCGGAACUCAGUCCAGUGUUUGGAACGCAGCAAAUUCGGCCAUGUAAUUGGAUUGGUGGAAUUGAUUUGAACACUGAUCUCACGUCUCGUGCCCGUCGAGAUGGCGCAUCUUUCGUCACAGUUCUGGUGUCACUCAAUAAGAAAAUGAGAGUGAUCAAAAUUGGCGAGGAAGAUGCGCGUCCUCACAAGAUCAUCGAUUUCGCAGGAAGCACAAUAUCGGUCAGAAGGGAAUCUUUUGCAUGUGUUGCCAACACACGCUCCUACGCACUUCUGGAUGUUGAGAGAUUGCUCAAGAUACCUUUGUUUCCCAUCUCCUCACUGGAUGAUUCGCAAGGUGGGGGUGGUCGAGUAGAAGACAUAUCUGGCAGUGGAACUGGCGGGAUCUCCAGAAGUACCUCGUCAGCCCAGGGACAGUAUUCAGGACUAGACGAUAGGGGCCAUGGUCGUAGUACCAGUCUAGGCGCGUUUAUAAGUGGUGGUUCACGUCGACAUAGUUAUGCUAGAAGUACAGAUCAAACGGGGCGAGAAACGCCGGACAGGCUCUUCCGAGAAUCAUCACCUGCCCCAGCUGUAGCUUCAAUUACACAACCAUCGCGCGAACCAAGUCCGGCAACCAACAAAGCCCUUCCUCCACCACCCGAUGAAUCUUCCGUUGAUUCAUCUGCUUCAAUCGCAGCAGCUCCUCGUGCACAAACGCCGGUACCACCCCCUGUAUACCUCAAGCCACAUAUUACCUCGCCUACACCACAGGAGUUUCUCUUAGUAACCGGAACAGGCAAGGAGGAUCCGGGGGUUGGUAUGUUCGUCAGUCUUGAGGGAGAAGUUACGCGGCCGACCUUAGAAUUUGGCAUAUAUCCUGAGGAAAUUGUAGUUGUUGGCCGUGGAGUUGGCGUUGAGCCAACUGCUACAAGUAUGGACCAAGAUGAAGAGGGCUUCGUACUGGCGUCUAUGGGAAGGACGAUCGGCGACGAGGUGCGUCACGGCCUUGAAAUCCAGAGGUGGGAUAUGAACCCUGGCGAAAGUGCCAUGGAGAAAUUCUGGCUGGAGCCACCGGAAUGGGCGAGAGGCCCCAAACCUAUUGGUAUCCGUUCUAUAAUUGGCACGAAUAAGGUAGCAUUCCCUGAGGUCACAGAGAGGCUUCGCUUGAAGCGCUUUCAGCCUUUUGCGACGCGCUCGAUCGAUGCAUCAACGCUUUCCCUUAAGAAUCUGGAUUCGCGGACUGCGAGCUCGUUGGAGCGUGUAUCCGGCGAAAGAGAGCUCUUUGAGAACACCGACUCUCUGUCCAAAGAGUGGGAGAACCAGCGAAACGUAGAGGAGCAGAAAUUUGCACAAAGACUUGGUGAAGCACAGACAGGCGUAGUGGUUUGGUCUGGAAAAACUGUAUGGUGGGUGGCUCGGAAUCCUUUGGCUUUGCAGCUUGAUGCAGUUAUCACCUCGACAAUGAAAAGUGAAGGGUUGGCUCCAACAGCGUACGGCUCAGUCGAUAGGCAAAAAUUGAUCGAGCUGCUAAAUUCUCUCCGUGGCCGAGAGGCAAAGACGGAGACAGAAUUCGUCAGUCUUGGAUACCUUAAACAACGAGUGGGUUUGAUCAUUUUAAUGAGUAUCCUCAACUCCGAGCCUGAGGACUGCUCUAUAUCUGAUUAUAACGUGUGCGAAGAAGCUUUGCUCGAUGGCUCGCUUGAUCCACGUGUAGUAUUAUCAGUUGUUCCAUACCUUAGACAUGAGAUUAUCGAGGGCAGCACCGGCAUAUGGGUUCAUGGUGGUGUGAGAGAUGAUGCUUACAGAUUUAUUGGCAGCAUGCGACCUGACUCCGCUGGUUCCGAGUCGAUCAACGAAUCCAGGCUAUCAGCAGAUGUUCUUCGGUUUUUGAAAAGAUUUCUAUCUGCUUGGCGGAAAAAGAAAGGCUUUGGCAGUAUAGGAAAUGAGCAAGAAAUAUUUCGCAGCAUUGAUGCAUCUCUCUUGUUCGUUCUAUUACAACUCGACAAAUCAUCUCCACCUGGCCAUGCAAGGGGGAAAUCGGCUCGCGCCGACCUAUACGACUUGGUGGACCACGGCGUUGACUGCUUCGAAAGAGCGGUCUCUAUCCUAGAAUCCCACAAUCGCCUGUAUGUACUGAGUCGUCUAUAUCAGAGCCGCAAGAUGGCCGGUGACGUUUUACGAACUUGGAGGCGCAUCGUCGAGAGCGGUGCUGAUGAGACCGGAGAGUUUCGAGAUGGUGAACAACGAGUGAGAGAGUAUUUGACCAAGAUUCGGAACGGAGCAGUCGUGAAAGAGUACGGCGUCUGGCUGGCCGCCCGUAAUCCUAGACUUGGUGUCCAGGUUUUUGCCGAGGAUCGUAGUCAAGUCAAAUUUGAGCCCAGCCAAGUCGUUCAAAUUCUCCGAGAAGGUGCUCCGGGAUCUGUAAAGGAGUACCUGGAGUACCUAGUAUUUACAAAGAAUCAUGCGGAAUACAUCAACGAGUUGAUCGCAUACUAUUUGGAUAUUGUAACCACCAAACUUGAAGAGUCGCCUGAAGCUAGAAGCUCGUUGGCUAUGACCUACGAGUCUUACCGAGCUCUUCGUCCCCCGAAACCUACAUACCGACAAUUCAUCACUGAUAACACUAUCGACGAAGAAUGGUGGCACAGUCGGCUUCGGCUUCUACAACUUCUUGGUGGAAGCCAAGGUUCCGCAUCUCGGUACGAUGUGGCCUCUAUACUUGAGCGAAUAGCACCAUAUACGAAUGAGCUUGUGCCAGAGGUGAUCAUACUUGAUGGACGCCAGUCGCGUCACGAAGAAGCACUUCGUUUGUUGACUCAUGGUCUAGGUGAUUACGAUACAGCGAUAAAUUACUGCCUUUUAGGCGGAUCAAGUAUUUACCACCCCAUUUCUGGAACUAUGGCAAGAGAGAAAUUACCUUCACGUGAAGAACAAGCUAAAUUAUUCGAUCAUCUACUUUCAGAAUUCCUCCGAAUUGAGGAUAUCAGCAACAGGGUAGAGCAGACGAGCAGUCUGCUUGAGAGAUUUGGUGGCUGGUUCGAAGUUGGGCAUGUCCUGAGUCUGAUACCGGAAACGUGGUCCGUGGAGCUGGUGUCUGGAUUUCUUGUAAGUGCGCUACGGCGUAUUGUGAGAGAGCGACAUGAGACUAUGGUAGCUAAGGCCUUGAGUGGUGCUGAGAACCUGCAGGUUACUGCUAGUCUCAUUGGGGAAAUCGACAAAGCCGGGCCUUCAGUUGAGACCUAA
This is a messenger RNA of Glarea lozoyensis ATCC 20868, 3612 nucleotides long. RefSeq lists its product as uncharacterized. Gene Ontology annotation, cellular component: cytoplasm; fungal-type vacuole membrane. Bases 1 to 3612 code for a protein of 1203 amino acids. The record is from RefSeq and is a predicted model, not a curated record. Lineage: Eukaryota; Fungi; Ascomycota; Leotiomycetes; Helotiales; Helotiaceae. The transcript is spliced from 3 exons. Gene Ontology annotation, biological process: autophagy; endosomal vesicle fusion; vesicle-mediated transport.